Botrytis byssoidea is the source of this 1446-nucleotide messenger RNA. RefSeq lists its product as uncharacterized. The record is from RefSeq and is a predicted model, not a curated record. The coding region runs from base 1 to 1446 and encodes 481 amino acids. The transcript has 2 exons. Gene Ontology annotation, biological process: lipid metabolic process. Lineage: Eukaryota; Fungi; Ascomycota; Leotiomycetes; Helotiales; Sclerotiniaceae. Gene Ontology annotation, molecular function: oxidoreductase activity.
AUGGCACCUUCCACUCGCUCUUCAGUGAGCAACACCCUCGUUGAGGAAAAGCAACCUCAACAUCUUGACAUGCAUGGAAAUGUCUUUGAACUUCCCAAUUAUACCAUGAAAGAAAUCUACGAUGCUAUUCCAGCUCAUUGCUUUAAACCCUCCAUCAUUCGAUCAAUGGCAUACGUUGUCCGCGACUACUUCUACGUCUCUACCCUCAUCUACCUCGCCCUUACCUUUAUCCCAAUGCUUCCAAAUCCAUACCUUAGAUUUGCCGCUUGGGUUGCAUAUACCACCGUUCAAGGAUUCGUUUUCACCGGUAUUUGGAUUUUGGCACACGAAUGUGGACACGGUGCUUUCAGCAAGAACAAGAGAUUGAACUGGACUAUGGGAUUGAUCAUGCAUUCGUUCUUACUCGUGCCAUUCCACUCCUGGAGACUUUCCCACUCUCAACAUCACAAAGCUACCGGAAACAUGGACAAGGACACUGCUUUCGUUCCACACACCAGAGAAGGUUGGAUUCAGAGAAACUUUGGAGAGAAGGCCAAGGCCAACAUGAUCGAGUUUGCUGAAUUGGCAGAAGAUUCCCCAAUCUCCUCGCUUUACCAUGCAUUCAUUCAUCAAUUUUUUGGAUGGCCAGGUUACUUGAUUGCCAACUUGACUGGACAAGAUUAUGAUGGUGCUAAGGGAAUGAGAAUUUCUCACUUCUAUUUCGGAGAGGACAGUGUCUUUUACAAGAAGCACGAGUUACCUUUGAUCGUUUUGAGUGACGUUGGUGUUGCUGUUAUGAUUGCCGCUUUGAUCUGGGCUGGUCAAGUCUUCGGAAGCUUCAAUGUUAUUGUUCUUUGGGGUGUUCCAUGGUUGUGGGUUAACAACUGGAUUGUUGCUAUUACCUUCCUUCAACACACCGACGCAUCCAUGCCCCAUUACAACAACAACACCUGGAAUUUCGCCCGUGGUGCAACCGCUACUAUCGAUCGUGAUCUUGGUUUCAUUGAUACCCAUCUUUUCCACGAUAUCAUCGGUACCCACGUUUGCCAUCACUUGGUCUCCACCAUCCCAUUCUACCACGCCGGAGAAGCAAGCCAACACAUCAAGAAAGUUAUGGGUCAACAUUACAAAGCCGAUGUCAAGACACCUUUCUGGACCGCUUUCUGGAGAAACCAACGUACAUGCAAAUUCGUUGAAGAGUCAGAGGGUAUGGAAGGAAGUGGUGUCUUCAUGUACAGAAAUUUGUACAACAGAGAGGGAGAAGUUCACGCUAAGGAUCUUACUAAUGGACAAGCUUCUAUCGCUAAGUCAGAGAAGCCAACCGUCUCAAAGGUUGUACCAGUUGGCUCCAUGGCUACAGCAAUGAGCACCAGCAGAAAUAUGAAUGCAGGAAGAAGAUUGAGUCAAAGUGUUCAAGAGAGAGCAAAGGCUGGAUUACCUCUUUUGGCCGAAGUUAUGGGGGAGUGA